Messenger RNA from Syngnathus acus (greater pipefish), 2590 nucleotides. RefSeq names its product fibroblast growth factor 8a (gene fgf8a). Gene Ontology annotation, molecular function: growth factor activity; type 1 fibroblast growth factor receptor binding; type 2 fibroblast growth factor receptor binding. Bases 1368 to 2006 code for a protein of 212 amino acids. Gene Ontology annotation, cellular component: cytoplasm. NCBI's taxonomy places the organism in Eukaryota, Metazoa, Chordata, Actinopteri, Syngnathiformes, Syngnathidae. Gene Ontology annotation, biological process: dorsal/ventral pattern formation; positive regulation of protein phosphorylation; embryonic heart tube development. The transcript has 5 exons. The record is from RefSeq and is a predicted model, not a curated record.
UAAGAAUGGCUCGUUUCAUAAUGAAACAGGCGACUUGAGGUGUAACUAGCCAGAUUUCGUCGAACUUUUUCUCUCUCUCGCAUGCUUUUAAGACUUUGGAUUGUUGCAGAUAAAAGGAUCGACAAGGCUGCUCGUUCAGUUCUUCACCCCACAAGCUUUUACAAAUGAACGGAGGGCUCUUUUUUCAAAAAACGCUAAUCGUUUGUAAUCCUUUUAAUGUCUGUCACGUUGCUCUGUCAAUACACACAAGUGAGCCUUCGUGCGUGCGUGCGUGCGUGCGUGCCUGCCUGCAGCAUCCCGAGCGAGCCCGAAGAGUGAUGGAGCUGCCGCUCGGCGCGCGCGCGCUCGCGCUUUCACUGCGCCGCGGUUGCAUUGCGCUCAAAUUGAGGCUGUCCUUAUUCGACAUUAUAGGCUGAUGACUGUGAUGGCGCAGGUUGGCAUUUGCACUCAGUCCCUGAGUUGGCUAUUUCUCUCAGGUAAAGAGAUGUUUCAAGUCAAAGGGGGUGGCUGGGAGGGGUCGACGGGCGAGGAGGGUGUGAGGAGGGGUGUCUGCUUUUGUUCCACAGAAAAAGGGGGCUUGUUCUUCGCAGAGCAGCUUGACAUUUUAACCGGCGAGGAGCGCCAAGUGAGACGCUUGACAGCGGAGCGGAGCGGAGCGGAGCGAUGUGUGUGCGUGCGUGCGUUCGUGCGCGUGUGUAUGGGUUAGGGUUGGAAGCAGUCAGUGCGGAGGUGCACCGUCCAGUGUGAAAUUCUACCAGAGCCGAGUGGGUCAGAGUUCUGCAACCUCUCCCAAACCAGUGACGGGACCGCACCGGCGGGCGCACGCAGGAUCACUCACAACACCUGAACGCCGCGCCGCGCCGCACGGACCACGAGGCGUGCAGGCGGGCGGAAGAAAAAAGUAAAGUCUGAUGAUACGGACGAAUUUCUAACACUAUCGGACUUCAAGGAAAGAAAGAAAAAAAAGAAAGAAAGAACGAAAAAUGAAAGUAGAUUAACUAAACCAUGCAGCGCCUUUUCCAACAAUUCAACUCUCUGCCCGGCUUCUGCAAGUGCACUUAAGAGUUUUGCCAGCCAGCCAGCCAGCCAGCCAGCAUGAUCUAUUAGGACCAGUUGAAAUCCACUUGAAUAAGUGUGCUCAGUGGCCAACAACGGACUAUGUCCGUUUGACACGAAUAUGCUCAAAACCAAAUUGGCUGUGCGUCCGUGAGCGCAGCGCAGCGCAGCGCAGCGCAGCACGCACCUCUGUGACUUUUGUGGAUUUCUAUCAAAUCACUUGGAGCUUGAGGGAUCUAUUUCCCGCACGCAAGAACGUCUGGACUGACAAGUCUUUCAAUUCCUGAAAGUGCUUUUCCCCUCCAUCCAAUAUGCGACCUACAUCGAGAUGUAGAUUCGUGUUUAUACACAUAUUCGCAUUCUUCUUCUAUGCUCAGGUAACCAAUCAGUCCCCGCCUAAUUUCACGCAGCAUGUAAGCGAGCAGAGCAAAGUGACAGACCGCGUGAGCCGCAGGUUGAUCCGGAUCUACCAGCUGUACAGUCGGACCAGCGGCAAGCAUGUGCAGGUCCUGCCCAACAAGAAGAUCAACGCCAUGGCUGAUGAUGGAGAUGUGCACGCCAAACUCGUCGUGGAGACGGAUACGUUUGGAAGCCGCGUGCGUAUCAAGGGAGCCCAGAGCGGCCUCUACAUUUGCAUGAACAAGAGGGGGAAGCUCAUUGGCAAGAAAAACGGACAAGGGCGCGACUGCAUCUUCACCGAGAUUGUGUUGGAGAACAACUACACGGCGCUGAGGAACGCCCGCUACGAGGGAUGGUACAUGGCCUUCACCCGUCGAGGACGGCCGCGAAAAGGCUCACGGACGCGCCAGCACCAGCGUGAGGUCCAUUUUAUGAAGAGACUGCCCAGGGGUCAGCAGCCCGCGCACCCCGGCCACCGGCGACCCUUUGACUUUGUUCACUACCCCUUCAACCAAAGGACUAAACGUGCGCGCUACUCCGCAGAGCGCUGAGCAAUCCAAAAAGUGCUGAGGCAGGCAGAAGGGAAACAAACUGCCAGGCUGAGGCAGGCUGAGCCAGGCUGAGGCAGGCUGAGCCAGGCUGAGGCAGGCUGAGCCAGGCUGAGGCAGGCUGAGCCAGGCUGAGGCAGGCUGAGGCAGGCUGAGGCAGGCUGAGCCAGGCUGAGGCAGGCUGAGCCAGGCUGCUACAUUUAUCAUCACUAGUUGAUUCAGUGCUCUCUUCUGCUAUGUGUAGUGGAUGUAUUCUUUUUUUUGGGGGGGGGGGGGGACUGUAAAUAGACAAGAACUCUAUUUUUGUACAUCAGAUUUUUAAUUCCUGACUAUAAAAUCAAAAAUAGUGAGUUAUUUUUUAGAAGCACAGAACUUAUUGAAUUAUUAUUGACCAGUUAGUAGAGCCUUGUUGUUUUUUCAAUAUCUCUUUUGAUUGUGUCCCUUGAACUGUAACUUGAACAGAUUGAUCGCAGUUCACUGGCCAAUGACCGUGUUCAUUCGUUCAUUUAUGAGGGAAUAUGCGGCAAACACAGGAAGCUACGUUUGAAUAUCAGCGCUGAGUACUAUUAUGACAUUAAGGUGUAAAA